CUUUUGAAGUAAAAGAGGGGGUAAAAUUACCUAUACAAGGAGUAUGUAAGCGUUGUGGAUACAUGUCUAGCAAUGAACUUUGUAAAGCAUGUAUGUUACUAGAGGGAUUGAAUCGAGGAUUACCAAA
This is a messenger RNA of Racocetra fulgida, 127 nucleotides long. The record is from the annotation of a GenBank genome assembly. NCBI's taxonomy places the organism in Eukaryota, Fungi, Glomeromycota, Glomeromycetes, Diversisporales, Gigasporaceae.